Molecule: messenger RNA, 2021 nt
Organism: Cottoperca gobio
Lineage: Eukaryota; Metazoa; Chordata; Actinopteri; Perciformes; Bovichtidae
Gene: grapa
Product: GRB2 related adaptor protein a
Exons: 5
Coding region: 300-950 (216 amino acids)
Molecular function (GO): protein binding
Source: RefSeq, a predicted model, not a curated record
GCCAGUCGAGUUUUUCCCCUCGCCGAGCUCACUCUCUCUCAUCCUCUGUUCUGACUCUCUCGCACGCGCUCUGCCUCAGCGGACAGACGAGACCUCUCCUCUCUUGUCUUGCUCCUCUUCUUCUCUCCCUCUUAUAUCAUAGCAUCCUCUUCCUUCAUAUUUUUAUUUUAUUUUUACAUUUCUCCCUCUUUCUCCCCACCCCCCCUUCUCUCGUGCCAGGGGCAUUAGUGGGGGUCCCAGAGAGAGAGAGUGUGUGUAUGUGCGUGAGUGAGUGAGUGUGUGUGUUGGGAGGUUUCGGCAUGGAAGCAGUGGCACUGUAUACGUUUCGUGCCACAGAGGGUGAUGAACUCAGCUUCAACAAGGGAGACUUGCUUAAGAUCACCAACAUGGAGGAUGAUCCUAACUGGUACACAGCUGAGCUCCACAACAGAAAAGGCUUUGUGCCAAAAAACUACAUCAACCUGCGGCCACACGCCUGGUUUGCCGGCCGUAUAUCUCGCGGCGUGGCAGAAAGUCGACUAAGACACAGGGAGUGCGGGGCUUUUCUGGUCCGAGAGAGUGAAAGCGCUCCUGGAGAGUUCUCCAUGUCCGUCAGUUAUGGGGACCAUGUUCAGCAUUUCAAGGUGCUGCAGGAUCGCUGCUGUCAGUACUACGUGUGGGACGAGCUCUUCUCCUCUCUCAACGAGCUGGUGGAGUUCUACCAUAGCAACAGCAUCGCUAAGGAGAGGACGGUCUUUCUGAGAGACCCCGAGCACUUCGCCAGGCGUCCCCAUCACGCCCACGCUCUCUUCGACUUCACUCCCCACCAUCCAUCCCAGCUACGCUUCCUGCGCGGAGAUGUCAUCGAACUCAUGGACUGCUCCGAUUCGCUGCGCUGGAGGGGCCGUUGCCACGGACACGUGGGAUACUUCCCCCCGGAGUACGUCCAGCCCAUUUACCACUGCCAAUGACCUGACGCGUCAUAAAACACAUCCAUUCCCACGGGUUCAUCAAGGAGCCGCCCCGACCCAGCCCCUCACACCGCUCCCCUGCUGUGCACUUGCCCAUUCACUUUUGAAAGACUGACGUGACCGAUGUGAUGCCCCCCGUCAAUCACAAGCCUUGCCCAAUCAGCUGCUACAAGCUCAUCAAUCACUUCCGCCUCAUCCCACAACUCUGCUUACUCUUUAAUCAUGUACAAAGUAAAAGAAGAUAUGGACCUAUACACUGUGGAGAACUCACAUACACACACAGACGGACAAUCCUUCGCACACAUCUCCAGGCAUAAUCAUCAUUUAUAAGUGCUUAUCAGCACCGGUGCAGGCUUAAUAUAAGCAACACGCACACCUGAGGAGGAAGGAAACAAGUGUGUGGCCCAUGGAAGGAUGUAAGUGAAUGGCGAGGUGUUCCUCCGCUGAAUAUGAGUCAGGGUUUGCUCCCGUAUUUUGCCGCCGUUCCCGUAAAGAGAUCCGCUGAGCUGAGCAGAGACACAGAGAGUCAUUGUGUUGUGAAUAUUUGGGCCAGACACUCUGAGGAUACUGACAAAGCAGAUUCCUCUGUCGCUGGGCGGGUGUGUGUGUGUGUGUGUGUGUGUGUGUGUGUGUGUGUGUGUGUGUGUGUGUGUGUGUGUGUGUGUGUAUAAUGUGGGUCUGAACACAUGUAUGUUUAUUGUGUGCUAAGGGAAAGUGAAUGCAUGUGUGUAUGAGUUUGUGUGUGUGCAGCUCUGUGCAUCAGUAACGGUUACUGCGUUAAAGUGAGCAGACGACACUUUGUAUUAAAUUACACAGCUUAAAAUGUACUAUGCUCAACUCGAUUCAUGAAUAAUUUGUUUGUUUGUUUCCAUGUAUUUAUUCUUAUUCAUGUGUAAUCUUAGAAUACAUAUAUUACAAGUGAGAAAAAAACAUUGUGAAAAAGUUUUGUUUCUGUUGCAACAAAUAGGUUAAGAAAAACACAUUUUAUGUGAUUUACAGUGAGAACUUGGACCGAUCUUCUGUAAUAUGUAAUGACACAUCAUUUAAAUAAAGUGAAAACAUUUACCUCUU